AGCGCGCUUUCCGUGUCUGGUUAGUGGACUGACAGCCAGCUGUGCGGCUACAACGACAACAACAACCUCCUGGAUCUUUUUUGCUUACAUACAAACAGAUUAGUGUGGCGUUUUUUUUUUUUUUUUUUUCUAAAAAACCACUGAUCACACAUCAGUAGACUAUAUAGCUAGUUGUUUUCCUCUCUCUCUCUCUCUCUCUCUUCUCUCUCCCCCCUGUGAAGAGAGGAGACUCGACGGCGCGCAGCUACAACAACCAGCAAAUCCAUCGGCGGUUUCCGUGCUAGCUUAGCUCAGAAGAGGCAUUCCUUACCAACAUGAAUCCGUUGUGUAGCAGAUGUAAUUUAGUCGUUUACCCCACGGAAAAAGUCAAUUGUCUGGACAAGUACUGGCAUAAAGGAUGCUUCAGCUGCGAGGUCUGCAAAAUGACUCUAAACAUGAAGAAUUACAAAGGCUUUGAGAAGAGACCAUACUGCAAUGCACACUACCCCAAGACAAACUUCACCUGUGUGGCUGACACUCCAGAGAACCUCCGCCUCAAACAGCAGAGCCAGAUGCAGAGCCAGGUUCGCUACAGGGAGGAUUUUGAGAAGAAUAAAGGGAAAGGUUUCAGCGUGGUCGCAGACACGCCGGAGUUGCAGAGAAUUAAGAAAACGCAGGAAAAUAUCAGCAAUAUUAGGUACCAUGAGGAGUUUGAGAAGAGGAAGGGAGGAGAAGCCCCACAUCAUCCGCCGAACAAUCCCAGCCCAGGUUUCCAGCCGCCUGCAGCCUCUCAGAACUUCCACUAUGAGCCCACUCCUGAACCAGUGCGCCCGGCGGCGGCCGCCCCCCCACCAAGUGCUGGGAAGCGGUACAGGGCAGUGUAUGACUACGCUGCCGCCGAUGAGGACGAGGUGUCCUUCAUGGAUGGGGAUGUGAUCGUAGACGUGCAGCAGAUCGACGAGGGCUGGAUGUACGGCCGCGUGGAGCGCACCGGCCAGCAGGGCAUGCUGCCCGCCAACUAUGUGGAGGCCAUCUGAGUGAGAGGGAAAGAAAAAGAGGGAGAGAGAAAGGAGGAGGAGGUAGAGAAAGGGAGGGGAAGAAGGAAAGGAAAAGCCCAGUGCCAUCUCAUCUUAACGCCGCUUUCUCUUGAUUUUACUCUUGUUCCCUAACCUGUCCUGUGAGACUCUGAACCCCCCAAAUCCCCAACCCCCCACCCCCCUUCUGCAUCCCUGCUCUGCUCUCAUUUUUCAGCUCCACCACAGACACCCUCUGCCUAUCUGUCCGUCUGUCUGUCUGUCUGCCUGCCUCUCUUGUCAGUCUGUCCGUGUCGGUGUCUCUCUGUCUCUGGAUGUUCGUCAUCCCCUUUACCUGCCCCCAAAUCCUGGCUCCACUCUCGUGCCAUCACAAGUCUUAAAAGAUGAAAACUCACAGUUCGUCGCAGUAUGUCAGGGGUCACAUCACACAGCUCCAUCCUAGCUAUAGCACUUACCAAACCUGACACAACAUCGUGCAAAAAACAAAGAAGAUAAAAAAAACGUGGAGAAAAAAUAGAGUUCCCUUGUCCCCCCCCCCCCGCACGCCCCACGAGUCAGUCGACACAGCUGCAGAUGUUAUUCUGUGGAUAAAAUAAGUUUGAAGUGUUGGUGGGUGUGUGGCAUUUUCAUAACCCUGCUUCUCCUUUUUUUUUUUUUUCCUCUUCUCCUUUCUUUUAAUUUUUGCCGUGUGAUCUUUUCAGACUGGAAACACAGUGUAGAAUCUCAGUCUAUCAGAACUAAGCUUGAAUAUUUUUGACUUGUGUACAUUCCUUUAACCUCUAAACCCUGUUGCUGUUGCACCAAUUAGCCAGUCAUCAGUCUCAACGGAGAGGUUUUUAAAUUGCAUUUACAGAUCGACACACGAUCUCGCCGCUGUCCGCUCGUGAAGGCAACCCCUCGCGCUCAGCACUGCAUUGUGGGUUAUGCGUUGUGAAACUGGAAUCGUAGCCUAACUGAAGAGCACCUCCUGUCGUUGCCUUUGUCGGGCGUGUCGGAUACAGGAGGGAUCAGGGACAAGUUAGGGGACAUUAUCAGUCCAUCUCUUGCAGCCGCACUGAAUACAUCACCUCAGUUGGUGUGGAUGCGCAGUCUAUACACUCUUAUUCCUGUGUUCUUUGCAGCCUGAAUGCCUUCAGUCCUGAGAGAAUCACAAAAAAGUCAUGGUGAUCAACUGUUUGGAGAAUGGAGAUGGGAAUAGGUCAAGUCCUUUCCCCCCAGAUAAAAAAGAGGGCCAAGCACAACUCUACAUUGUGAAUCAUCUCUUUUAUUUUAAAUUUAUUCCACUGUUUUUGUGAACAUUCCAGUCUUUUCUUUUCUUUUUCUUUUUAUUUUUUCCAUUUAAUGUGAGAGAAGUAUCCUUGGCUGUGGUAAAUGUUGUGGUCGUUUUUUUUCUCAUGCUGUUCUUCUUUUGCCUUUCUUGUUAUUGUAAGAUGCUUGUUUUCAACAAAAAAAAAAAGACAAAAGUAAAGUGUAUUAAAUCAAUAAACCAGCAACUCAAUUUAUGAACCAAGGCAGAGGAGUUUAUGUGGAACUUGUGCAGUCGCAGUAUUAGAUCAGCUGUGGGAUUAAUCUGAAAAAACCUGCAGUUUCAGGUCAGAACAGUGCUGGCCUGUUUCUGAUCUCUGGGUCUCUGUUGUGUUGUUUAAUAUUCUGGAGCUUCUGAUAAAAGUAAUGUGACAGAAUGGCAAAAUUAAAAUACACAUGAAAUAAAAAGAAGGUUAAUGCUCUGGUCGUUCAUAAAGGCUGCUCUGUCCACCUCUAUGUCACGACCGAGCACUGAUGCUGAGGCAGGUCGUUGGUGGGUCACUAAGAUGUAAAGAAAAGGUUGGUUCAUAAACAGGAAAUAAAAAAUGAAGCAUUUAAGUUGCUGGCUAUUACACAGAAACGCUGUAUCAUUCCUUCACUCAAGAUACUGUAUUUCUGUGAGGCCUUUUUAUUACGUUUGAUAUUCGACCAUUUCUCAGUGGUGUAAAUAAUCUCAUUGGCCCCUGACCGUGCACCCCACCCCCCUUUUUUUCUUGCUGUUUCAUUCUCCUGUGAUGCACUGUGACUGUCACAGACAUGAGCGAUCAGGGCGGUGUGUGUUUUUAGCUCGGGUGGGAUGGUGGGGCGGAAAAUGUUCAGCUUUAUUAAAAAGAAACAAGGCUCUCACUAUGUAGCUAGAUGACAUUGUACAAUUGUAUAUGUAUCAUAAAAGGUAAGUUAGGGAAAAUGUUUUUACAGGUCAUGGUGCUCUGGGAAGUGGCUUGCCUGCAGAUUUAAAAAGUGGUUCAUAUUUUUGUGGCUGAGGGGAAGUUAGUGGGGGAUUUUAAAAAGUUGACUCGUGGAAGAAAAUCCAGUUUGGUGCAAGUCGGUGAACAUUCGUAACAUUUCGCAAACUCUAAUGUGAGCAAUGAGAGUGGUCACUGAAUCCGAAUUAUAAAGAUAAAACCACCUCGAACCGGUUUAUAGGUUGCCAAACAAAAUGAAUGAACAUGUGUAUGCCUGUAUUUUGCAUUAACCUUCUACCUGACAACAGGACAAGUUUAUUUGCAGAACAGAUGCUGGAUCGGAAAAAGCUGUUUUAGAGCUCACGGUUGCGUUUCUCUCGGGCAAACUGAAGAGUUGAUGGGGUUUUUUUUUUUUUGGGUUGAAGUGAUUGUUGUUCCUGGCGUGCUGAUGAUGUUAGCUCAGAUUUAAUUUAAUAACAAAAAGCUACUCGCUCUGGUAGCCUCAGUUACUCUGCAGAUUACACCCAAUCCGAACUUUCUUCAUCUUAAAGGGUUUUUUUGGGGGGUGGAAAAAGUGGCCAAAAGUGUUGUGUAAGUGUGGCUCGGGAUGGAUUUGUUAAGGGCAAAGUCAAAUUUGAGCGUGUGAUGAUGUAAGUGUGCGAGGCCGGGGGGUUGGGGGUGUUGGGGGGUUGUAGGCGUGGGGUAGGAGGGCAACAGAGGGCAGUGAUCUGAUGCUCUCUAUCUCCCAGACUGUGAGGCAGGGCAAGUUGUUUGUCUGACCUGGAUAUUUGUCAGGAGUUAACCUCUUUUGCGCCAAAUGCCCGCUCUUCUGCUCUUCUGGCAUCACUCAUCUACUGAACCGUAACCUCAUAUCAUAACCCCCCCCCCCUCGUUUCCAUUCAGUUUCUGUCUCGUAUCCUGUCCGCCAGUCUGCUGAGAUCCCCUCUUUUCCUUCAGCCUUCAUCAUCAUCGUUAGGCUCCUGCGCUUCUGAUGAAUCAUUCCCUGCUUCUAUGAUACUGGUUAUAUACUGUAGACUUUGCAGAGUGAAAUCAUGUAAUCCACAAUCGGGUUUAGCAUUCAGACCGGUUUUGUGCAUUCCAUCUUUAAAAAAUUUGUUUUUGUUUUUGAUAUAAUUUUGUUAUUUUUUAAAUAAAAAAAUAAUAAAGAUACCAUAUGCAUAUUGACAUACACGUGUAUUCAAAGCUCAUUCUGAAUACAUACUCAGAAUUAAGGACCUGAUAUCAUCUCCUGUUGCCCUGUUACAGCACUUCAAAUUGUACUUAUGAUUCUGCAGAUUCAAUAAAAUGUCAUUUUUUCUCAGA
Messenger RNA from Dicentrarchus labrax (European seabass), 4546 nucleotides. RefSeq names its product LIM and SH3 protein 1 (gene lasp1). The transcript is spliced from 7 exons. Bases 315 to 1016 code for a protein of 233 amino acids. The record is from RefSeq and is a predicted model, not a curated record. NCBI's taxonomy places the organism in Eukaryota, Metazoa, Chordata, Actinopteri, Moronidae. Gene Ontology annotation, cellular component: focal adhesion. Gene Ontology annotation, molecular function: actin filament binding.